Molecule: messenger RNA, 455 nt
Organism: Oncorhynchus gorbuscha (pink salmon)
Lineage: Eukaryota; Metazoa; Chordata; Actinopteri; Salmoniformes; Salmonidae
Product: voltage-dependent calcium channel gamma-3 subunit-like
Exons: 2
Biological process (GO): postsynaptic neurotransmitter receptor diffusion trapping; positive regulation of synaptic transmission, glutamatergic; regulation of AMPA receptor activity
Cellular component (GO): postsynaptic density membrane; AMPA glutamate receptor complex
Molecular function (GO): voltage-gated calcium channel activity; channel regulator activity
Source: RefSeq, a predicted model, not a curated record
UCUCUCUCUCUCUGUCUCUCUCUCUCCCUCUGCUCUCUACCUCGCUCUUCCUUUCCCUUCUCUUUAAAUGUAAAUGACAUCGUUUUUUUCUCAGUAAGUAAGCUGUCUCGUGACGUGAGAUACUCAAAACCGUCAAUGAAGAUGUUGAUGUGUGACCGGGGCGUCCAGAUGCUGGUGACCACCGUGGGGGCUUUCGCCGCCUUCAGCCUCAUGACGAUAGCGGUCGGGACCGAUUACUGGCUGUACUCACGAGGGACGUGCAAAAGCAAAAGCACUAAUGACAACGACACAAGCCGGAAGAACGAAGAGGUGAUGACUCACUCUGGUCUGUGGCGAACCUGCUGUCUGGAAGGAACGUUCCGAGGUGUGUGUAAGAAGAUCGAUCACUUCCCAGAGGCCACAGAUUAUGAGGCAGACGCUGCAGAAUACCUUCUACGUAAGGACACACACACACA